AUGCCAUGGUUGGAUACUUCAGCGCCUAUAGCGCUGACAUCUUCCUACUUUGUUUUUUUCCUGCGAAUAUACCAUGUUUGGUGUAUGAUCCUGGGACUUUUCAUGGCGCUCACUGUCGUCAUGCAGGUCACUUUGACCAUGUACAUUGACCUGAUGUCGAGUCGGUGGGUUUUCCCUUAUGGACCUGGACUGGCACUUGUGGCAGCAUGCCUAAAUUCAGUCUUGCUGCUGAUUGCUGGCACAAAGUUGUGCUACUCUGCAGUCUGGUUAAUGCAAGAUGCGUGGCGAGAGGAUUCCUUUCUGGCCUUCCGGUCCUUACUUUUGUUCCGACCCCUGCAGAGCCACUCUGGACUGCCGCUGAAAGAGAACAGAAGCUUUGAACGCAAGGAUUUGCUGUUGCAGCUUGCAAUUUGCGUGCCAUUGGACGUGCUGCCGCUGAUGUUUGGCCUUUGGGGCAAUACAACGUGCUUUGCAUGUUUGGCCUUGACGAGCUUCCUCGAAGUCUUUCUCUUUUGGUUCUUAGAGGUUGUCGAUGACUUUCUUUGUAAAAAGCGAGCGAUCCAGCAGCUGUUCUUGAGUGUGAGUGUUCCAGCCUUACAGCCAUGGCAAAGUUCAAGCAGCACACAGCUCGUCACCUCCACUCCACGCGUGCUGGAGGUGGCACACAGCUCUGAACCAUCCAGUUCAGAAAGAUCAGCGGGCUCGGUUCAACUGCAAGGGUGCGAGAUCAUACGAAGAUCAUUUCUUCUGCGUCCAUGGAAGCUCGUGGUGCUGCUUCUCGUGAUUUUCCUCAUGGCGCUAAUCUCAGGGACAGGCAUUUUGUUGGGCCUGGCUUUGGUUUCCAUUGCCUUGGCGGUGAGUCACGUGUACAGGUUGUGGGCCAAAGGAAAGUGGUCCUUCCUGAAGGUCCACAUUGAGAGUAUUCAACAUCGAGAAGAGAUUUGCGAGUCUGUUGACGAAGACUUCAUGGUCAUCAGACCCAUUUCCUGCUUGAACCAGACAGUGCCCACUGGCUACCAGAUUGUCAAUGAUGGCCUUCUUUACGAUGGACAGGUUCGUGACUGCCUAUCUCGAUACCCGGUCGGAGCCCGGAUCCACUUCCGCCAAGAGCCCUUGGGAAAAUGGUGCAGGUUCUUAGAGGCUCGGUGUGGUGGGAGCUCCCAGCAAAUGUUUGAAAAUGGGAUGGCUGUUCUUCUGGUAGGCCUUUUGGUUUGCUCCACUUUGCUCCAGGCUGGAUACAUCGCAACUGGCAUUUUGUGCACCGUCCUCUUGAUGAUUCAAAUAUCACCUGCUGUGUGUGCGGUUUUCCUACCACAGCUGGCACCGUACCUGCAUGGGGCAGUCUCCUUGGGUUGCGGUGUCAUGACAUUCUUUCUGAACUUUGUGGUCGCGCCUUGGAACAGCAUGACCUUUUGGCUCAUGCCCAUCCUGGCACUUGCAACCUAUUUCUUGCUGCUGCAGCGGCGCUUUCCGCACUUUCGAGCUGUCUCUGUAUCCCUGAUGAUGCUAGUAGCGCUUUUGCUUGCGCUCUUCCUUUUCUUGUCCAUCGCUUCCGCGUUGCAGCCCGUCACAUCUUAUCCACACCAGCAGGAGGUUGCAAAUUUCACCUUUCCUGCUGAAGGUGGCGCAAUGAAGGGGGUUUUGUUGGAUGGACAUGACUUCAAGGGACUUCAGGUGGCGCACAGAUGCAACAACAAACAAGUAGACACCUUUUGCCUAGUUGCAAUGGCCUCCAACCUGGCGAUGACCUCCAACCUAGUAGCGAUGGCCUCUAACCUAGUAGCGAUGGCCUCCAACCCAAUAGCGAUGGCAACCAACCUAGUAGCGAUUGCCUCCAACCUAGUAGUGAUGAUGGCCUCCAACGUAAUAGCAAUGGCCUUAUUUACAUGGUAG
This is a messenger RNA of Durusdinium trenchii, 1893 nucleotides long. The record is from the annotation of a GenBank genome assembly. Lineage: Eukaryota; Dinophyceae; Suessiales; Symbiodiniaceae.